This is a messenger RNA of Beta vulgaris subsp. vulgaris (sugar beet), 588 nucleotides long. RefSeq lists its product as hypothetical. The coding region runs from base 74 to 355 and encodes 93 amino acids. Lineage: Eukaryota; Viridiplantae; Streptophyta; Magnoliopsida; Caryophyllales; Amaranthaceae. Gene Ontology annotation, molecular function: 2 iron, 2 sulfur cluster binding. Gene Ontology annotation, biological process: intracellular iron ion homeostasis. Gene Ontology annotation, cellular component: cytosol; nucleus. The transcript has 3 exons. The record is from RefSeq and is a predicted model, not a curated record.
UAAAAAAAAAGACGAAACUUGUUAUUCAGCAAAAAUCUAAUUUUGUUCUUUAUUAUAAAGUUGCAAAAAACCAAUGGGGGUGACAAAGGAAGAAGUGGAGUCUUCUCUCACGUCUAAGCUCAACCCUAUUCAUCUAGAAGUAAUUGAUACCUCUGGAGGGUGUGGUGCAAGUUUUGAAAUCAAGAUAGUUUCCGGACAGUUUGAGGGCAAGAGAUUACUGGAAAGGCACCGGAUAGUUAAUGCUGCUCUCGAGAAAGAGAUGCAAGAGAUCCAUGCUUUGUCAAUAAAGAAAGCCUUGACACCAGAGCAAUGGAAACAACAGCAAGAUUCUGAGAAUUCGCAAGCAACUGUCUAAGUAUGCUACUCCAAGAUGUUUGAUGCAGCUGAUGAAGUAGGGCCUGAGUGUUCUUCACAAUUUGUAUACCAAAUCAUGAGAGUAUGUGUUUGUGUUGCUUAUGUUAAUACAUCCGACAUUCCUGUUAAAACCUCGAGGUUUUGCUGAACAAUGUAAUAAAAGUACAUUAUUAACUAGCUUGUUCUACUGUGAAACUAUAUCUAAUCAUACUCUAAUAUAGUUCAUUUACUUAA